Messenger RNA from Oryza sativa Japonica Group (Japanese rice), 2807 nucleotides. RefSeq names its product putative pentatricopeptide repeat-containing protein At3g25060, mitochondrial. Gene Ontology annotation, molecular function: protein binding; zinc ion binding. The record is from RefSeq and is a predicted model, not a curated record. Lineage: Eukaryota; Viridiplantae; Streptophyta; Magnoliopsida; Poales; Poaceae.
UUUUGCCGCUCUUCCUCGAUGACCGAUCCGUCGUUCCGGCGCUAAGCACAUGCAUCUCCCCGUCUUCCUCGACGACCCGCGCCGCCUCCUCUCCUCCUCCGCCGCCGCCUCCGCCUCCGCCCGGACCCUCGCCCGCCUCCACGCCCUCCUCAUCGUCUCCUCCUCCGCCUCCCACACCCUCAUCUCCUCGCUCGCCGCCGCCUACGCCCGCGCUGGCGACCUCGCCGCCGCGGAGUCCACCCUCACCGCAACCGCCGCCUCAUCCUCCAUCGCCGCGUGGAACGCCAUCAUCGCCGCGCACUCCCGCCGCGGCUCCCCGGCAUCCGCGCUCCGCGUCUUCCGCGCGCUCCCGCCCGCCGCGCGCCCCGACAGCACCACCUUCACGCUCGCGCUCUCCGCGUGCGCGCGCCUCGGGGACCUUCGCGGCGGGGAGUCCGUCAGGGACCGCGCGUUCGACGCCGGGUACAAGGACGACGUCUUCGUCUGCUCGUCGCUGCUCCACCUCUACGCGAGAUGGGGCGCCAUGGGCGACGCGGUCAAGGUGUUCGUCCGAAUGCCGAGGAGGGACCGCGUCACCUGGAGCACCAUGGUUGCUGGUUUCGUGAGUGCUGGACAGCCACUGGAUGCGAUUCAGAUGUACAGGAGGAUGAGGGAGGAUGGUGUGAAGGGAGAUGAGGUGGUCAUGAUUGGGGUUAUACAAGCGUGCACAGCAGCCAGAAAUGUCCGAAUGGGAGCUUCAGUUCAUGGGCAUCUCUUACGGCAUGGAAUGAGGAUGGAUGUUGUUACUGCAACAAGCCUCGUGGAUAUGUAUGCAAAGAAUGGACUACUUGAUGUGGCGUGCCGAGUUUUUGGUCUGAUGGUGCACCGGAAUGAUGUCUCAUGGAGCGCGAUGAUCUCAGGUUUUGCACAGAAUGGGCAAUCGGAUGAGGCACUUCGGUUGUUCAGAAAUAUGCAGGCUUCUGGUAUUCAGCCUGACUCAGGAGCACUUGUUAGUGCUCUGCUAGCUUGCUCAAAUAUUGGAUUCUUGAAGCUAGGGAGGUCAGUACAUGGUUUCAUCGUGAGGAGGUUUGAUUUUAAUUGUAUCCUCGGUACAGCAGCCAUUGAUAUGUACUCAAAAUGCGGCUCCCUAGCAAGUGCACAGAUGCUUUUCAACAUGAUCAGUGAUAGAGACUUGAUCUUGUGGAAUGCCAUGAUUGCGUGUUGUGGUGCUCAUGGACGAGGCCAGGAUGCGCUCACUUUGUUCCAAGAAAUGAACGAAACUGGAAUGAGACCAGAUCAUGCCACAUUUGCUUCUCUUUUGUCUGCUCUAAGCCAUUCUGGUCUUGUGGAGGAAGGGAAACUAUGGUUUGGUCGCAUGGUUAAUCACUUCAAGAUCACACCUGCUGAGAAACACUAUGUCUGUCUAGUUGAUCUUUUAGCACGUUCCGGUCUUGUGGAAGAAGCCAGUGACCUGCUCACAUCAAUGAAAGCUGAGCCAACCGUUGCCAUUUGGGUUGCUCUACUUUCAGGCUGUCUGAAUAACAAGAAGCUGGAGCUUGGAGAAAGUAUAGCAGACAAUAUCCUUGAAUUGCAACCUGACGAUGUUGGCGUUCUUGCGUUGGUCUCAAAUCUCUAUGCUGCUACAAAGAAAUGGGACAAAGUCAGACAAGUUAGAAAGCUAAUGAAAGAUUCUGGAAGCAAGAAGAUGCCUGGCUGUAGCUCAAUAGAGAUACGCGGAACACGCCACGUGUUCGUGAUGGAAGACCAGAGCCAUCCUCAGCGUGAAGAGAUCGUAAGUAAGGUGGCAAAGCUUGAUUUAGAGAUGAGGAAGAUGGGCUACAUUCCGAGAACAGAGUUUGUGUACCACGAUCUGGAGGAGGAAGUGAAGGAACAGCAGCUCAGCUACCACAGCGAGAGGCUGGCCAUCGCCUUCGGUUUGCUGAACACAGGCCCAGGAACAAGGCUUGUGAUCAUAAAGAACCUCAGGGUCUGUGGUGAUUGCCAUGAUGCCAUCAAGUACAUCUCGAAGAUCGCGGACCGGGAGAUCGUAGUGCGAGACGCCAAACGCUUCCACCAUUUCAAAGACGGAGUCUGCUCCUGCAGAGAUUACUGGUGAUGAAGGCUACCGAGAACCAGCAUGGCAAGAGGAUGCGUGUUGCUGUAUGUAUACCCAACUGAUCCCCCUAGGCGGGGACCAUCAGAAGAAGUUCAGCCACGCAAGGCGGCCACGUCCGUCCGUCCGUCACGGGGGACCCGGCGGCGUGGUAGUGGUGCGGUGCCCGUCGCCUUCGCCAUUCCCGGCCGCGGGCGUCAUCUGUCGCGGCGAAAACGACCCGGGAGGUGGCGGCAAAGGCUUUUGCUUCCUACCCGCUGGGGCGCGCGCGUCGCCGUGAUCGGUCGCGUUGGUUGGAGUGGUUUGCGGUCUAGGACACUUGCUUUUUUCCCCAGUAGGAUGAUCACCCAAGACCGCUGCACUGCACCUGCCCCAUGUGGGAGCAGCAUCCAGCAUGGCCAGUUCGCAACGCUACACCGGGAGGAAGCAAAAAGGUUUCUUCGCCGUUGACUUAUUACGGGUGUGGCCAGAAGAAAUUCGGCGUUUGGUUUGCUGUGCAUAUGUGUGAGCCAUGGUAGUUACAUGCUGUUUCUGUUUCCACUGGUAUAGUGGUAUUGCCCGUUUCGGUCCCAGGUGAGUCUGAACUCUGAAGACCAUUUUAUCUUUCACAAGAUUCUGUAAUAAUCUGGUUGGUGGAUGAAGGCAGUGUUUUCAUAAAAGAUUCAUUAAUUUCGUGGUGGGAUUUAGUGUGUCCAGUGUAAUCAUACAGGGUUCA